AUGCCAGCGCCGGCGGACGGCCCAGGCGGCAUGGACGUCGAUGCGGCGCCGGAAUGGGAGCUCUUGUACGGACUCUACGGGCAUUCACGUACGGUUACGUGCGUUGAAUUCUCUCCAGAUGGCCAGAAGCUCGCGACGUGUGGGGCGGAUUGCCUCGUGCACGUAUGGGAGACCUGCACGGGCCGGCUGCUGCAGACGUGGAGCGCGCACGACGAGGGUGUGAACGCGGUGUGCUGGACGCGCGACUCGCGCUACAUUGCCACGGCCUCAGAUGACCGCACUGUGCGCGUGUUUGAUGUCGAGUCGGGCCAAAAGAUCCGCACGUUCCUGGGCCACACGUCGUACGUGAUGUGCGUGGCAUGCCACCCUCUGAGCACGCUGCUGGUGAGCGGUGGCUUUGACGAGACGAUCCGGCUAUGGGACCUGCAGCGUGGUACCUGCCACCGGAUGAUUGCGGCGCAUUCAGACGCCGUGACAAGCGUCGACUUUUGUGCGGACGGCACCAUGAUGGCGAGCUGUUCGCACGAUGGGCUCAUGUACGUGCACAUACUAAUGCAGCCGCCUAUGGGAUACUCACGCUGGACUCACGCGGAUAAGGCGCCCGUGGCCUCGGUGCGAUUCUCGCCCUCGUCGCUGCAGCUGCUGGCCUCGAGUCUCGACAGUGCGGUGCGGCUAUGGGACGUGGCGAACGCGCGUGUGAUCAAAACCUACACGUCACAUACGAACACGCAGUAUGCCGGCGCGGCCCUCUUUCUGUUUCAGCCAGGCCCGGAUUCCCGCGUGUGGGUCGCGUGCGGCAGCGAGGAUCGCCAGGUAUACGUGUGGGAUCUGCAAACGAAACGCGUCGUGGCGUCAUGGUCCGCACACCGAGACGCCGUCGCCUAUAUCGCUGCGCAUCCCACACUGCCGCUCCUUGCUACGGCCGGCCUCGCGCAGGACGCGAGCGUCCUCGUCUGGGCGAAUGUAGUCACGUGA
Molecule: messenger RNA, 975 nt
Organism: Malassezia sympodialis ATCC 42132
Lineage: Eukaryota; Fungi; Basidiomycota; Malasseziomycetes; Malasseziales; Malasseziaceae
Exons: 4
Coding region: 1-975 (324 amino acids)
Cellular component (GO): Set1C/COMPASS complex
Molecular function (GO): histone binding
Source: RefSeq, a predicted model, not a curated record